Larimichthys crocea (large yellow croaker) is the source of this 504-nucleotide messenger RNA. RefSeq names its product ribosomal protein L35a (gene rpl35a). The record is from RefSeq and is a predicted model, not a curated record. NCBI's taxonomy places the organism in Eukaryota, Metazoa, Chordata, Actinopteri, Sciaenidae. The transcript has 5 exons. Gene Ontology annotation, cellular component: ribosome. Bases 124 to 456 code for a protein of 110 amino acids. Gene Ontology annotation, biological process: translation. Gene Ontology annotation, molecular function: structural constituent of ribosome.
CAUUUUGUUCCGGCGCUCCGCGGACAGCUCUGUUGACAGUAACUUCCCAGCGUGCCUUGCGCGCUUCCUUUCCCUCCAUCUUCCUGUCACGGUGACGGUGGACUCACCUGGAUAUCAGCAAAGAUGCCUGGAAGACUCUGGAGUAAGGCCAUCUUCACAGGAUACAAGCGUGGGCUGAGGAACCAGCGCGAGCACACGGCGCUGCUGAAGCUCGAAGGAUGCUACACCCGGGACGAGGUCGACUUCUACCUGGGCAAGCGCUGCGCCUACGUCUACAAGGCCAAGAAGAACACGGUGACUCCGGGCGGUAAACCCAACAAGACCCGGGUCAUCUGGGGAAAAGUGACCCGGGCCCACGGCAGCAGCGGGAUGGUCCGAGCCAAGUUCAGCAGCAACCUGCCCGCCAAGGCCAUCGGACACCGGGUCAGAGUGAUGCUGUACCCGUCUCGAGUUUGAAGAACCAGCUGAUGUUUGUACAGAAACAAUAAACCUGACCCAUCAGAA